Vitrella brassicaformis is the source of this 2623-nucleotide messenger RNA. The record is from the annotation of a GenBank genome assembly. NCBI's taxonomy places the organism in Eukaryota, Vitrellaceae.
CCCCAGCAUGAGUGCGUCGAUGCGGGUGCCGUUGUACUCCUUCUGUCAUGGGCGUCGAUGCUUCGCCAGCGCCGCAUCUCCUCUGUCCGCUUCAUUCCCUACUCCGCCCUUGCACAAGGGCGGCCGCGUGUGGUCUGUUGAGGAGGUGGAGAGCAUCUUCGGCGCCUACAGGCGGAGUCUGCAGCGGCCACACGAGGCGAUAGAGACCCUCAAGCAGCUGGGGAGGGUACAUGUGCGGACGCCCAUCGACGAGGUCACCGAGUACAAGCCUUUCCAAGAUCUGGUGGCCAAGCUGGUGGGGCAGCUGGGCGCACUCAAGGACGGCGACCUCGACUCGCUCAUCCGGUGCUUGCAGCUGCUGAGGCCCCACCACCCUGGCGGAGGGGGGAGCUGGAGCCCUCUGGGUGAUCGGCUGCUGGGCUCGUUCCAUCGCAUGAGUGCGCUGCAGGUGGCGGAGCUGUCUUAUCUGCUGGCGGUGCCCCUCAAGGUGGACCUGGACAGAUUCUUCUUCUACGCUCUCAACGCUCGAAUGAACCCCCUCGUUACCGCCAUCACCUCCACCUCCCCCCCGGGUGGUCAUCUGCGGAGGAUGAUCGAGCAGCCGAUGUCCGCCGACUCUCAGCCUGACGCGACUCUUCCUGUGCCCCUCAUGCGGCCGUCUCUGAGCACCGUCCCUGAGGACAAGAGCGAGGCGAUGCAGUACAUGCGUCAGCCGUCGAGGCUCAGCCGUCUGCUGCACUACUUCGCCCACCCGUCGAUGAGGCGCAGAGUGACCUUCUUCACCAACCCCGCGCUCAUCGACUUCAUCCACGCCCGCCUGCCAGACAUGGGGGCAGACGACCAACUGAGGCUGCUGCAGCUCUACUCGACGCUCCCUGGCGCCGCGCAGCUGGUGGAGGGGCUGCUCAAGCACCUCACAAGCGACAUCAAGUCGGUGUCUGUCCCUGGCCUCGUCAACGUGGCCGAAGGGAUCGCAGUGAUGGCCGGGUCGAGCCAUGAGGACGAGGGCGCAACGUCGCGGGGCGAGAUGGUCAAGGCCGUCACGGACCGUGUGACGGAGCUGACCAAGGCCAACCAGGUGCCCCUUGACGCGCUGGCGAGGAUCACCACGACGCUCGAAGACCACGUCGACUCAUUCUUCCUGGACGCCAUCGCGCCCACCCUCACGCAAGGCCUCCAGAGCUCCCCCUCCCUGCCGCCCACGACCAUCCUGGCCCGUCUGCUGCUGCAGUAUGCAGCACUACCCGACACGGCCGUCUCGUCCGCCCUCAUGAGCUCACUGGAGAAGGCGGUCACACACGGCAUGCUGAUCGGCGCCCUCACCAACCAUGCCGACCUGUUGGCGCGACUCGCCCUGACGUUCGUGUCGGUUGCUCGUGAGGAGGAGACCUACAGUGCGGUGCGGCAGGCAGCUAUGACGGCGGCCAGGAAAGGCACUUUGACGCCACGGGCCUUCUCCGAGGUGAUUGUGGCGAUGGCUGUGGUGGGGUACCGGCCGCACGAGCUGCUCGAGGCGUACCAGCUGGAUGUCAAGGUGGCCAGGGUGCCGUUGGUGAGCAUGCCGACCCUUGUGUGGGGUCUGGCGCUGAUGGACGCCGAGAGAGAGGGCGUGUGGCGGGACAUUUUCCGGCGGCUGGCGCAGGAGGCGGACGAGUUCGGCGAGGAGGAGCUGGCGUACCUCUACGAGGGUCUCAAGGCCGCGGCCAUCAUGGGCAUGCUCGAAGGCACACAGGACACCAAGCAGUGGAAGUCGUUCAUCGAGGGCACCUGCAGGCGGGCAUGGGAGAGCGUCAGAGGCGGCCUCGCCCAGCAACAGCAGCAGCAGCAGGACCAUCGGUCCCCCCCCACUAGCCCGCCGUACGCCGACAUGCUGACCCACCUGAAGCUGCACUACCAGACGGACGUGCCUUGCGCCAACGGUCUGUACCUGAAGCCCUUCGUGCUGGACGAGUCGCGUGUGGUCAUCGACCCGACUCCCAACAGCCCCUACCACCUGGUCAGCAAGAACGUCCUGGGCGAGAUUGCCAUGCGCCACCGGGUGUGGAAGGUCCAGGGCUACAACCCACUGCUGGUCGUCAACACGCUCUUCGACGCAUACGCACCGACUGCGGCACCGACAACAGAGGCAGAGGGCGCAGAGGCUGAGGGUGAGGGUGAGGGGCGCGAGGAGUGGGACGUGGCGGGUGCGGCCAAGAAGCUCAAGGUGCUGGUGGACAAACAUGUCGAGAAGAUCAGACGGCACGCUGAGGGGCAGCAGAGGCAGCAACAGAGGCAGCAGAGAGAGGUGAAGAAGGUGGAGCAGGGCGACAAGGGAGAAGAAGCUCGUGGGGACGAGGAGGUCGUCAGGCGGCCACAGCAGCAGCAACAGACGCGGCAGCAGCAGAGGCAACAGCCCCAGACGCGUGCACAGCAGCAGAGGCAAUUCCAGCAGCAAAGGCCGUAUCAACAGCAGAGGCCACAGCAGCAACAGAGGCCACAUCAGCAGCAGAGGCCAUAUCAGCAGCAGAGGAGGCAACAGCCUAUGGCUGACGACAGGAGAGCGGUGGCAAGCAGGCCAUUUGACAGGCGACAAGGGCCGCGGAGGGACAUGGUGGAACGGGAUGUUGUUGAAUGAUUGGCUGGC